UGUUGUUCAUGUACUUUACAAGUAUAUCUACUGCCCAGACUACUGACUGUCUUCACCUGAGGGAGCAGUGUAUAAAUGCUGCAAAUGGAUGUGAGAGUGUCUGGAAUGUUGUUGAAGAUGUCUGCAAUAUUUCAGGUAAUAGAUGCAAGGCAGAAGAUGCUAGUGGAUGUAAUAGAAUCAUCCAGGUCCUGGCUGACAAAUACCCAGAAUUUAAAAACUGUGUCUGCACUUCAGAUGAUUUCUGUAGCAUCACAAAUUUGCUUGGGAAACAGUGCAGCAUUGAUAAAGAAUAUUUGGAAACUUCCUCAAGAUCAGAUACUGAACUGAGUUUUAGGCAACACAGAAACCCCACAGACCAAGGGCACCCAGAAGAAUUAGAGAAUGACUGCAGCACUGCAAAACAACGCUGUCGAGAGGACCCUUACUGCUUUUUAGUGUAUAAGAGUUUCCAGCGAGCAUGCCAGGCAGACACAGCAAAAUGCAUGCUCCCAGUGGUCAACCAGGCGUGUUUGUCAGUAUGGAAAGAGCUGAGGAAAACAGUGCUGGGAGAGUGCAAGUGCUCAGAACCACUUCAGAUGAGAUGUGUUAAAGUAUGGAAGGAAAUAUUUAACAAUCCUUGUUUACAAUACUCUCAAGAGAGCCAAGCUUCAGCAGCUAGUGAAAAUGAUGAUGAUGAUGCUGACAAUGAUGAUGAUGAUGGUAAUGAUGAUGCUGACAACGAUGAUGAUGAUGAUGAUGUUGAUGAUGAGAAAAAUCAGGACACUUACACAGACAAUAUUAAUACAGAAACAAAAUUGCAAUGGAGUUUAUCUGCUCUCUCUAAAAAAGCAUACACAGCAAACAGCACCUGCUUGGAUGUGAACAAAGAGUGCGUUGAAGAUGAAGUAUGUAAUAAACAGUUGUCCCUGUAUCUUAAGGCUUGCUCAGUAAAUAAGAAGUGCAACAUGGAAGAAUGUCAAGCAGCCCUAAGGUUCUUCUAUCAAAACAUGCCUUUUGAAGUUGCCCAAAUGAUGACGUUUUGUGACUGUACCCAGCCUGAUGAAUCCUGCCACAGAGCCAAAGAACUUCUCCAUGGCAAGCCCUGUGCAGUUACUGCAGUUCCACCCCCAUCAUGUCUGAACAUAAUCCACAUGUGUGAAGAGAAUGACUUUUGCAGGAAAAAAUACACAGCUUUUCAGUCAAAAUGUUGGAGACAUGUGACAAAAAAAUGCUACAGUGAUGAAGCUUGCCUUGAAACUUUAAUCAAAGAUGAUAUGCCAUGUUCUGCAAACGCUGAUUGCAAAGCAGCUUAUAUUAGCAAUUGGGGCACAAUGCUGCGUGUCAAGUGUACCUGCCAGAAUUUACCCGCCACAGAGCACGCGUUGUGUAAGCUCUUCCAUCACAUGCUUCACAGUAAAUCCUGCUUCAGUGACUUACGUGAGUAA
Molecule: messenger RNA, 1424 nt
Organism: Nestor notabilis (Kea)
Lineage: Eukaryota; Metazoa; Chordata; Aves; Psittaciformes; Psittacidae
Gene: GFRAL
Product: GDNF family receptor alpha like
Exons: 6
Biological process (GO): nervous system development
Cellular component (GO): signaling receptor complex; external side of plasma membrane
Molecular function (GO): signaling receptor activity
Source: RefSeq, a predicted model, not a curated record